AUGUCCUCUCCACUUUCUGCUGAUGACGAAGAUAUCUUCGCGCGCCUGCAACAGCGUGCCGAUCCGAAAGUGCUGAACGAGCAGCAGCAGGCAGUUGAUGAGCGCGUUCGUGCCAUUUAUCAAAAGGCGCAGACUCGCCUUGGUGAAUUGCUCGACCAAAAUUCCACGUUGCCAUGCACUAUUUCUUCGGUAGAGGUUCACGGAGCUCGCAACACCCGCCGAGGCUUCCUGGAGCGGAUCUUCGAUCCCCUUCUAAGCAGUAAUCAAGACAGACCCUAUACGCUCUCCGAGGCCUUGCGGGAAGUUUCGGCACGUGCGGACAAGCUCAACAGAUUCGACAUCUUCCAACAGCCCGUUUCGGUAUACUUGGACCAGUCCGAAGUAGACGGGUCGGGUAUCCCGAGCAUUAAAGUUCAUCUCUCCGGCAAAGAAAGGUCCCGGGUGCUGUUGAAGACAGGUACUGAUCUUGGAAAUGCCGAAGGUUCGGCUUAUGGCAACCUCCUGUGGCGUAAUGUGUUCGGAGGUGCAGAGAACCUGAACCUAAAUGCGUCUCUGGGCACCCGAACAAGGUCUGCCUAUCAAGCCACUUUUGACACUCCAGUCCUGAGUAACCCGGAUCUCCGUCUGGAGCUUGGUGGUAUUGCCAGUGCCACGCAGAAGUCCUGGGCGAGCCACGAGGAGGUGCUUCGAGGAGGAUGGUCCAAAUUCCGCUGGGCAAGUCCUUCCGGUCAACAACAUGAAUUCGGCUACAACGGUUUCUGGAGACAGAUGACUGGACUUGCCGAGAACGCAUCCCCUACUGUUCGAGCUGAUGCAGGCGACAGUGUCAAGAGCAGCGUGUUCCACAGCUGGACCAAGGACCGAAGAGAUAGCCCGCUUCUUCCCUCUCGUGGUUACUACGCGAAGUUGUUCAACGAAGUGGCUGGCUGGGGCCCCCUUAAGGGCGAUGUCUCCUUUUGGAAGUCAGAGAUUGAAACGCAAGCUGCAAUUCCCAUUCCGAUUCCUGGCAUCAAAGGGGACAGCGGUAUCAGCUUGACUACUGGCUUCCGCGCCGGCCUUCUUUACCCUCUUGGCCUCGACAGUGACUCCAAACCCCAGCUCUCUCGCACGAACGACCGGUUCCUACUUGGAGGCCCUACGGAUGUCCGUGGAUUCCGUCUCUGCGGUCUUGGUCCCCAUGAUGGAGCAGAUGCUGUCGGUGGUGAUGUCUAUGCUGCAGGAAGCGCCAAUCUUCUGUUCCCGCUCCCCAGGGUAGGCGCGGAGAAGCCUCUCCGCCUGCAAGCUUUUGUCAACGGCGGACGGUUGUUGUCCCUCCGCACGGCUGACAAGAACGCACCUACUUCGGGAGCGGAGGUCCAAAAUGCCAUGGCUUCCACGGUUUCCGAGCUGACCAAUGGUCUGCCUAGCAUUGCGGCGGGUGUCGGACUUGUCUACGCCCAUCCAGUGGCCAGGUUUGAGCUCAAUUUCUCCCUACCCCUGGUACUUCGCAAGGGUGAGGAAGGCCGGAAGGGGCUGCAGUUUGGAAUCGGCAUUAAUUUCCUGUAG
Aspergillus tubingensis is the source of this 1545-nucleotide messenger RNA. It is a transcript of the gene sam50, whose product is annotated as SAM complex subunit SAM50. Gene Ontology annotation, cellular component: outer membrane; SAM complex. The record is from RefSeq and is a predicted model, not a curated record. Gene Ontology annotation, biological process: protein insertion into mitochondrial outer membrane. The transcript has 4 exons. Bases 1 to 1545 code for a protein of 514 amino acids. NCBI's taxonomy places the organism in Eukaryota, Fungi, Ascomycota, Eurotiomycetes, Eurotiales, Aspergillaceae.